Onthophagus taurus is the source of this 1989-nucleotide messenger RNA. RefSeq names its product transmembrane protein fuseless (gene fusl). The record is from RefSeq and is a predicted model, not a curated record. NCBI's taxonomy places the organism in Eukaryota, Metazoa, Arthropoda, Insecta, Coleoptera, Scarabaeidae. Gene Ontology annotation, cellular component: presynaptic membrane. Gene Ontology annotation, biological process: neuron-neuron synaptic transmission; neuromuscular synaptic transmission; clustering of voltage-gated calcium channels.
GUUUUAGUUUUGGAUAGUAGCGAUGCUUCUUUUAAUUUUCCAACAAGAUAUAGAAUAACGAAAAUAAUUGUUAAUAACAAUACUAAAACGACGGCGGUUCAAGGUGGAGAUUCGUGUCGCCAAUGUGCUAAUAACUUCAAAUAAUUUAGAAAAUGUAGCGCCACUGACUGAAACUAUGUUUAGAAUUAUACAUCAGUCUCACGAGUACAUUCAAAAAGUGAAAACAAAAAAUAAUUAUAAUGGAAAUGGGUGACAUCGAAUCGUUGGAUUUAAUAAAAAAUAAUAAUACAACGAUUGUAAGAGAAAAAAUAUCGACUUCGAAUCGAAUUAAUCCGAAGAAAGAAGAGUUGCGUAAAGUAAAGAAAAUCAAAAAGAAAUUACACGCUAUUGAUUGUUUAAUAUCGGUAAUCAUAAUUUGUUUCUUGGUAGUAUCGUUUUGGCGAUGCGUUUGGACCUUAAUGGAUCUCUACGUCGAUUAUCUCCCAAAAUACGCAACGUUUUUUAAUGCCGUUUUGCUUCACGUCUUUAUAAUGCAAUACGCCGAAAUUAUUAAACGUUUUAUCGGUUUCGAUAAAGACAAGUUGAAGAAAAAUGUUAAGUAUUCAAUAAUUCGGAGAGUCUAUGUUUAUUUUUACUCCGUUAUUUGUAUUCUUCAAUGGCAAACUGGUUGGUCUAUAAUGGACGAAUGGGUCGGUAUUAAAAUGUUACCAGAUGGAAGAGCAACGAAGGAAGAUGGUCUUUAUGGUACAAUUAUCGUUUUUGGAUUAUCCUUAUUUUGUUUAAUAACGAUGAAAUCUUUAAGAAAUUGUUUGGCGGCACCUUUCGUGAUUAUUUUGGAUAAUAGUACUGCCCCUUAUGAUAUUCCCACACGAUUUAGAACUAACAUGGCCGAAAAAACAACGUUAUACGUCUUGGAUUGUAUCUUUUCGGUUCUCGUUGUUGGAACUCUUGUAGUGUUCGUGUGGAGAGGUGCUUGGGUUCUUUUAGACGACUUUUUGUUUCCCGAAAGUGCUUCAUUAUCAGCUUGGUGUAGUUUGGUGAUUGGUUAUUUAGCCGUUGGAUUGGCGUUUCUUCUUCAGCCGGUAAUGAGAUGGGUUUGCGACCGACUCCAAGGAGGAUUACGUUUAAUCGCCGCUGAUAUUUUCUUGUUAUUUUCGUUAUUUGGAACUGUUAAUGUUUGGAGAGGAAUUUGGACUUUGUUAAACUUAUACUUUUUGCCAGAUAAUCAAGAAAUAAGUUGUUGGAUAACCCAUUGGAUUUGUUUGAUUUUGUUGGUUUUAUUGGGAUGUUCAAAUUCGCUCUUGGUUCGUGGUGUUUACAUCGAUGCCGAAGAACCGGCCGGGAAAUGCGUGAUUUUCCCUUGUUAUUAUUUACGAUUAAUUUUCCAACAAGAACGCGCGAAAAAAAUCGCCAAACGAUUGCAAUUGGACAUUUUGGCGAAACGAAAACAGGAUAUCGAUAAUAAUAUUGCAGAUAUUAAUCAUAUGGUUCACGAAAAACAGCCUAAUAACCACGUCGUGUGACAAUUAUUACAUAAACGUAAAGUUUUUUAUUUCUUAAAUUAAAAAUAAAAAAAUCGACCAAAAAUACACACUAAAAAUUAAGCGAACUCAUGUAACAUAUCAAAAAAUGUCUUCAAACACCGCGUUUUCGAAGCUUUAUCGAAUUUUAUAUAACAAGUUAUACGUUUUAGUAUAAAGAUUUUUAUUAUUAUUAUUUUGUUAUGGUUAUAAAUUAAUGAAAGGAACAAAAAAUUGUGAAUAAGGAGUGGAUUGUUUUUAAAAUUUUUAGUGUUAAUAAGCAAAGUUGUUCUUGAUUAAAAUGAUUUGAUAGUUAAAAUCUCCUCCCCACUCUAAUGUGAUAUAAUUAACUAUUGUAUUAGUGAUAAUAAAACGAAAUUUAAGGCUUGAUAUAAUUCUAAAAACUAAUGUCGAUUAGAAUUAUUACUAUUUAUUAUUAACUAACAAGAGAAAUAAACUAAAAAAGUAA